UUCACGCUUGAUUUGAUACUUUAAUUACCAAAAUAUAUUCUACAUAGUUUGAUAUUUACACCUAUGCGUAGGAACUAUUUUGUUUUAAAUAUGUACUACUUUCCACUAUGUUUAUUUUGGCCUGUCCCGAUUAGGUGGCGUUAAAUCUUACAAAGUCUACCGAAUUAAACUUGAAGUCAGAGAUAACCCGUCUAGUAACCAGUGAUCACGGUGCCAAUGAUACAGUGACGUUGUAUCCAUACCAGAAUACAACAGAGAUAAUACUAAGCAGCAAUGAAACAACAGUACAUGUAGAUCCGACUGACAUGUCUGAGAAAAACGAAAUGUGGUUCCAGGUUUCCAUUGCCUUAUUUGUGGUUGUAGGAGUCUUUCUUAUAAUGUUUAUAUUUUGCUUCAUCAGACAAAGGCGAAUAUUGAGAAAAGCUUUGUCUCGUACAUUAAAUAGACACAUAAGUGGACGGACUUCGUUAAGUCAUAAAUAUAGUAUUAAUUCGGGAUUCGAGGCAAGUGACGAUAAAGUUACCAUAGCAAAAACAGAAGACGUUACUGCCCAGUCACAAGAAAAUGUCAUAACAAGGCGAAAUGAUUCAAACUGUGAAUCAGGAUUCGAAUCAUUUCCUGGGUCAAUCAUGGAUCGAAGGAGAGACAAUGUCUAUGAAUCUGGUAUAGGAUCAAUGGAAGGUUCCAUAAAGGAAUACAAAGGCAAAAUAGAAGAAGAGUAUACAACAGUUAGUGAAAGACAUGCCAUAUUUCACACAAGACAUAGGCGAAUAAGCGAAGAGGACUCGUACAAGGAGGAAUCAGAAAUUCAGAGAACAACUCAAUCCCUUGAUUUUAAAGACGUUUUGAAAAAUAUAGAAGCUUACGCAGCCGGGAUAAGUACAAUUACAAAUGACGCUGAAAAGAACGCCGACAGUUUUAUCGAGGAUGAUUAUGAAAACGUUUUGGACGUAACAGAAAAAGAAGCCAAAACGAUUAUUAUUGAUACUGAGGAAAUAUCAGCUCGAAAUUUGGAAAACCCUACUUAUGGUAUAAUAGAAGAGUAUGAUAGAGAAAUAAGUGAUACCGUAGAAGCAAUAGAAAGUGACGAUUCUGAAGUUGAAGAAAAUGCAUGCGCAGGUAGUAAUCAUCACAUGUACCAAAACUAUGGUCAUCUAAGGAAAGAUUAUCUCAGUGAAUUAAAAUGUAAUUCUGCAGCUAAUUCGCUAAAUUUCUUGAAUUUGAACUGGGAUUACAAAUGUGACAUAGACAUAAAUGGGGGUUUAGUUAAAGCUCCUAAUUCAGAUAUCAGUUUGUGUUUACCGGCAAAUUUUAUUUCAACACCAGCAACAACUAUCUUCUGGUCAAUAUUCGCACAGGAUUAUGAGGUGAAAUCAAAGACGAAUUUAGAGUCAUGUAUUGUGUCGCCUGUAGUGGAAUAUUAUACACCAUAUAAAGAAAAAUUUGACGAAUAUGUGGUGAUUGAAUUGCCACAUUGUAUAUCAGAACAUGAAGACGCUAUGGUGCAACCUUAUUGGUUCCACCCAAAUGCUCAACCAACUGAAGGUAAAAUCAACGUCCAUCAAAUUCCACAUGUAAAUGAAGAUGACUUACAUUCAAAUGCAUUACCCGAAGUGUUUUUCAUUAAAACACGUCCAGGUUUUGUGACUAUAUAUACAAUACACUUUUCUGUUUACUUUUGUGCGUGUUCCCAAAAUUUCCCAUUAGAACUAUAUGCUGUGACAUUUGGAAAAUAUGUUCCCAUUGACCAUAACCAGGUGAACAUCAAAAUCAAAGUUCACAUUGCAGAUGCAAAAAUUACUUUGAAGGACUGUUUAGAGGCAUUGAAACAAGAUGAACAAGUAUUGGGUUACAGUUACAAAGGUAAGACAGAAAUAGAUGUAGCAGACGAUAUCGCGGGAUCAGACUCCAUAGAAAUAAAAGUGGAUUUCGAAGAUGUUCCUAGAAAUAUGAAUCCCAUAUGGAAACAUUCUGUAGACAAGGAAGGAUUCCCUAUUCAUCCAGCUUCAAAGAGUUGGAAUCUUUCUAAUCGGUUCAAAUGUGGUCAUCACAAAUUCAUACAGACAACAAAGGAAUGGCAAUUCAAAAAUGAAAGUCCUCCAAGGUUUAGAACUGUAUUCCAAUGCUUCAUCGAAAUAUUAUACAAAAAAUACAUUGAAGAAAGCAUCAAACAGAAAGCAUUAGAAGAAUCUGACACAGACGAGGGAGCGACAUCAGAUUAUGAAGCUAUGGAACAUAUUGAUUUAGAAAAAGCUAAACGUCUGUCAAGCCACAGAACUGUACCUAAGUCAGAAAACGGUAUUAGUCACACAAGUCAUCAAUGUGUUAGCAUUAGAACACGAAUGACAGUCGACAUCGACCUCUCAGACACAGUUAUUGAAAACCACUAUCCAGAAAGCAUAGAUGAGUUGCAAUGCUUGCCAUCCAGGCGAGGUAUAUUACCUAGUAUAAUAUAUGAAAUAGUCGAUGGCUUAGAGGAUGACAAAUUUAACGAAAUGUGCCGACGACUUGGUGCCGACAGAGAAUUAAGAUCUCUCAUGAGAUCCAGCGAUAAUAUGACCAGGGGAAAGAAAUAUGAUUUAUUAGACGGCAUCAGGGACGAUAUGUCUGAUGGAAAAUUUUGUAGAGAAAUACUCACAGUCUUAAUGAUAAUGAAAGAAAAUAAGCUAAGACAAGCUAUAUCCGAACAUAUACAGAAAGCUACUCAUACCGGUGAACGUUCAGUUGCCAGUAUAGAACCACAGACUGCCAAUUUCCAGAGACUUAUUCCUGUCCAGAAUGAAGACAGAGAAACGUUACACCAGAGUUUAAAUUACAAUGAUGAAACAUUUAAAAAGGUCGUAGAAUGAAAAAGUUCCAAAUUAAGAAAUAUGAAAUAUUGAACCUAUAAAAUUGAUCGACAAGUAUUAAAGUGAAAGCGAUUGUAUAUUCGAUACACGUGAAACACUCAACUUAACGUAAAUGGACAAUAGAUUGCAAUAUGUGUCCAAUCUCUACCUACCUAAGUCUAAGUGUUUCCAAACGCAGGAGAUCAGUUUUCUCUUCUAUGUUUGGCUCUAUUUCAUCUUCACUAAUUUCACGUGUGCUACUUCCGUUGGUAUAUGUGUAGUUAGUGGUAAAAUCAUAUAUCAUUGGGUGGUCUUUCCAGUGCAUGAUUAGACGACAUUCAAAGGUCUUUACAUUCUUUGCAGUCACUACGGUAUCUGGUAGGCUGUCUCACACUUCCACUUCUCGGUUCGUGAAGUAGUAUUUCCUAAAGUCUAGUCUGCUUCUGUUUUUAACCAAUAUCAUCGAGUUUCCUCUUGUUGCCGAGUUUUUGUUUCGCAUAAAUAAGCCUUCUGUUUCUCUUUGGUCAUAUACUCCUGUUGUUAUCUUGUAGGUCUCUCUGUCAUGUCGCCUCUUAACCUUCAUAAUUUUAAUGUAGGAAUUUUCAGGUUUUUUAUUCGUUCUUCGUUCACACGAAAUUUUGGAGAGAUUCAACAUCCACUAUUAUAGGUUGUUUAUAUUUAACAGAGUACGGGGUGUGAACAUUACCCUUCGGUUUACAAAAAAGGUAUUUGUGACGCAUUUUAUUCAACAUUUCAUGUAUAUUCUAAGAACAAUACAGGUGUUUAACGUCUAUGAAACAUAAACUCAAAACAAAAACCUAGAAAUGAAUGAAUAUGAAGAAAAAAUUCUAGAAGUCGCCGUUUUAAGUUAAACAUUUAUCUACGGGAAAGCUCUUGCGCAAGUGUCCGGGGUAGUUUCCGCUAUAUAUAGCAUGUUAUUAAUGGAACAGUGAAAUUCAAUAAAAAUCAAUUGAAAUAUUUACAUAAAUUAUGUGAACCACAGAGCAAAAUUACUUAAAUGAAGAGAUCUGAUUUUGCUUGUCGUUUCUCCGCCUACCAAAUUUGAGCAUGCAUUCAAAAUGUAAAUUGUUAUUUUCGCUUUUCCCUUUAGCCUGUAAUAUAGUAAAAAAGGGGGGACGGAUUUCCAAAUGCCCGCUCGGAUCUAUGCCAAUAAACUCCUCUUAGACACAAGGCUUAAAAUCUUACCUUAGUGCAACAAAAUAGGCCCAACCGAAGACAAAGAUUUUCAAACAACAACGCACCAUGAAGAACAAUUGAUUUUGUGUAAGACUAUCAAAAUAGAGUGCACGAAAAUCUGACUUAAAAAAUGAUUACUUCUUAAACAACAUUAUUCUAAAAGUUCACAAUAUGAAUCUGAAAAUAAAUAAAUUAAUCCAAUUCUUAUGCCCGCAAUAUAUCGGGUGCAUUUUGGUAAUGAAUAUGAUAUGAACGUAUGUGCGACGUGACAAGUGUUGUUCAAAUUGGGUAGCUAUAGGUAAAAUGCAUAACACAUCUGUGCCAAUUAAGACCAACAGAACCUAAAUAAAAGAGCUGUAUCAGUCUAAUGUCUUCGACAAAGAAAAGGGUUAAAUAAAGGCUUUGUUUAUAUUGUUCAUAUUUUCAACAUUGAUUGUAUUUUAGAAUGACUGUACUUGAAGUAAAAAUAAUGACCACUGAUGAAGUGUAAUUUGAAUAAGUUUAUUGUUCAAUCAGCUGUACAUACUAUAUAUCCAAUUUUGCUAUUGUUAUUUACAUUUUACACUAUAUUUGUUAUGAAGGAAAUUAUUUUUAAAAUAAAUAAUACACAAAAUUC
Messenger RNA from Mytilus californianus (California mussel), 4641 nucleotides. RefSeq lists its product as uncharacterized. The record is from RefSeq and is a predicted model, not a curated record. The transcript is spliced from 7 exons. Lineage: Eukaryota; Metazoa; Mollusca; Bivalvia; Mytilida; Mytilidae. Bases 306 to 2849 code for a protein of 847 amino acids.